AUGGGAGUGGAGAACGGGAUUGGAAAGAGCUCGAGUGGAUCAUCGGACGAGCCCAAAGAUGUCCACGAUUCGGCCCACCGUUACACUCCGAUGGCUCCGCUACAGCCAGCGACAUCGCGGUCUUCCAUGUCAGCUUCGAAACUGAAGUCGAAGCUCAAGUUCCACCAUCUUCCGAAACCACCUCCUCGGCGGAAAGUUCCUCGUAGUAGGAAGUCAAACAGCAGAAAGAACGAAAACGGCAGAGUGCGUAGUGUGAUAAAUAGCUUAUCAGAAACACUCAACCGCAAAUCUACUGAUAAUGAUCGCGGAGAUGCCCAUAAUAGCGGUGAUGACCAGAUUGAUAGCGAUGAUUUGGAGGAUCAGGAGUCGGAUCGGUCGAAUUCGUCGAUUCAGAGCAUUAUUUUCAGAGACCGAAUACCGAACUUCCCACUGUCCCAGAACGAGCUUAAUUAUAUAGCAAUGACUCCAGUGGAGCUGGUGGUGGAAAAUCUUCGUGAGUCGAUGAUGUCGGAUGUGCCAAUUCAUCAACUGGAAGUUGAACCCGAGAACUGGGCUAAUGUUGGCUGGUAUAUGCUGUCUAGUAGUGCGCCAAUCAUCGCUGCGUCUAUUGGUCCAUUGGGCAAUCUGUGCUCAACUGCCUCGGUAGCUGAUACUUGGAGAGCCACAGUGACAGAACCAGUUAGGUAUCCAGCGGAUUUCGCUUGGAUUUACGCGCUGAAUGGACUAUCAUUGUUGUUAGGUUGCAUGUCGAAUUUGUCAUUGUAUAUGAACUUCACGGGAUUAAUUAACCACAGAUUGUCACAAACUAUUUCCAUAGGAGGAUGGUAUAUUGCAAGCAUGAUUUUAUUGGGUCUCAUAAUAGCAUCAAAGUACGUUUAUUUCGACGACGACAGCGUACGAGCGUACGAUGGGUUUUGGUUUGGAGUAGUAGCAUGUAUUUUAUAUUUCAUUGGUGCUACUCUACUACUUAUCAACGAAAUUGGCAGGAGAUUAAAACGGUCAGUUGUGCCAUUGUCAAUUACUCAUAUGCAAUCUCGACUGAUGUUUCUUAAUGUAAUAUUUAUAGUGUGGAUUGGAUUUGGAGGAGGUAUUUUUACUGCUAUGAUUCAAGGACUGACUUUUGGUGAUGCGAUGUAUUUUUGCAUGGGUGUAUGCUUAACAGUAGCUGCUGGUGAUAUUCUUCCUAAGACCCAUCUGUCAAGAACUAUAAUCAUAUUCUACGCUUAUAUUGGCGUGUUCCUUAUUGGUCUCAGUGUCGCUUCGAUAAGUGCUGCCAUUGUAGAGUCUAAUGGUACAGCCUUGGUUUAUCGACGGAUCGAACAAGCAAGAAAGAAAAAAUAUGAAAAGCUGGUGGCUGAAAACAAAUUCGAGACGCUAAAGCCAGAAGAUGCGUUUCAUAUUCUAAGACGGAUCCAUCGACGAGAAAUCUCCAAUGCCAACAAUCAGCUAGCAUUCAAGGCGUUGCUGUUGUAUGCAGCAUUUCUUCUUAUAGGAGCGAUGGCUUUUUCACUUAUUGAAGGGUGGUCGUAUUUUGAAGGAAUAUACUUUUGUGGAUUGCUGUUUGUGGCUAAUUCAUUUGGUGAUUUCACUCCAAAAUCUCCAGGAGGAAGAACGUUCUUUGUAGUAUGGGCAAUCGGAGCAGUGCCUAUGAUGACUAUCCUGAUUUCAAGUCUUAGUUCUACUAUCUUUACGUUCAUUACAGAAGAAGGUGAUAGGUUUACUCGACGGCUUGUACGAAUAACAGGGUUCAUUGGCAAUUUGAGUGUAUUUAACAAGGGACUUGGUAGCCAUACAAAGAAAGCAUCACACAAUCCAUUUACAGAGCUCGAAAGACAGGAUUCUAGCAAUGCUGGACUGGUACCGACGAGUCGACCUGGCCAGCCUUUGUUCUUAAAGAGUGCAUCGACAAUGACUAACGACGAGUCUGACGAAUCGUUGUUUAGGUACUGGCCGAGCAGUAUAGAAUCUAAUAGCGAAACUGACAACGAUGGCGAUGACGAUAGUGACAGCGAUACUCCUACACCCGAGGGUCCAGCACAUGAUUCCGAAGGUAAUGUGAAUGAGGAUAUUAUCGAAGACAUUGAAGAAGCCGAGUCGGAGCAUGAAGAAGAGGAAAACGAAAACGAAAACGAAGAUAAUGAGCAGGCGCGUGAGGAAAGAGAAGAAAAACAGGAAUCUCGCAAGGCAAGCGUGGAAUCAGACGAUGAAUUCAACGACGAUGAAGGCGACGAUGACCAACCAGAUAAUGUCGCAGUACGUUUGCCCGAAGAGAGCGAAGAAGGCGAGUCUUUUGAUGGCAGGGUCGAUUAUCCAGAUUCGGAAGUCCUAGUACACAGCGGCGAUGACCCCCACGAUGACGAUUACGAAGACCUCGACAACGACGAAGAUGAACCACAGCAGCCAGAUGAGAAAGACAGCAGUGAUCCUCAAGUGAAUAAAGACUCUGAAUCUGUCCACAAACCGAGUAAUACACGAGAAAAACAAGCAACCGAGAAACCAAACUCUCUAAAAGGCAGGUCACACAUCUCACCGUCAUCCUCAUACAACGAGAAAUCCCCACCAAAAACCACAUCCAAAAGGCCACAGAAACGUGUAGCCCGUCGGUCGUCAUCAGGACGGUCAUCUCCAACAGCCAGAACCUCGUCUCAUUACACAUCCAACGACCUUCAGAAUGCCAAUAUCUCUACAUCCAACCUAUCGAAGAUCCACACACGACGAAUGCUUGUUCUCAUCAAACAAGUGCGGACACUGUCGCGAACACUGGCCCAAUCUCCUGAGACAACGUACUCAUUCAAAGAAUGGAUCCGGAUCCUGAAAGUCGUCCGACUCGAAGUCGGAAUCAACUCGUCACAAUUCUGGCUCUCACCCUUCACACCCCUACGAGUCCCUGUCGUCGAAAGCUGUUUCUUCCUCCUCACCAGUCUAGCGGCCCUGGACGAAGAAGUCUCGCGAAUCAUCCACUUCCAACACGGCAAAGAAGCACCCACCGACCGCAAAGAACGAGUGGGUUGUUUCCGCUACAACCCCUCCCGUCGCCGACGCCGACCACCUUCCUCGUCCUAG
This is a messenger RNA of Sugiyamaella lignohabitans, 3063 nucleotides long. It is a transcript of the gene TOK1, whose product is annotated as Tok1p. The transcript has a single exon. Bases 1 to 3063 code for a protein of 1020 amino acids. Gene Ontology annotation, cellular component: membrane. Gene Ontology annotation, biological process: stabilization of membrane potential; potassium ion transmembrane transport. Gene Ontology annotation, molecular function: potassium ion leak channel activity. The record is from RefSeq and is a predicted model, not a curated record. Lineage: Eukaryota; Fungi; Ascomycota; Dipodascomycetes; Dipodascales; Trichomonascaceae.